GUCAUUUUAUAGUUGAGUCUAUUUCUAACACCAAAAUGUAAUGAAUAUACUAACAGACUACAAAGAUUUUAAAAUAAAAUAAACAACAAAAUGGCGCUGAGUAUUCUAACUCCAUCGAAUACUAAUGAAUCAGAAUCUCCAGAGGAUUUGUUGAUGAAUGAAGCAAUAGGAGAUGAGUAUGAGAAUCUGUUCCGACCUUCACUGGCUGAUCGUCUGCAGAUUGGGUUCAUGCGAGCAGACAACGCCACUCAAACAGUUGAAACAGAAAUCCUAGAAUUGAAAACUCUAACAAAAACAGUUCAAGAACUUGUAUCAGAAAUGGAAACAUUAAAACGAGAUUCACAUUUUCACAAACAAUUCAUAAAAGCGAAAUACAUUAAAGAUCUUGAGGACACUGCACAAAGCUUACAUUUUAAAUUGCAAGAGAAAAUUGUAGAAAUGGAAAGAAUCCAUGAGGAAAGAGUGAGUGUAGUUCGGCGCAGUUUUAAACAACAAUUACAAGAUGCUCUCGUUAAAAUGUCAAUCAAAUACAAGAAAUAUUAUGAUGAAAAACUCGGGGGCAAACUUGUCCCUACAACGCCAUCCGGUACUGGUAGAAACAAGGUUUUAGCCCUGGAAGCUGAAUUACAAAGAAACCAAUCAAUUAUUCAAAUGAUGGAGGUGCAAAUGGAAGAAUUGAGGAACGAACUUGCCUCAAAGCCAGAAGUUACUGAAAUUGUAAUGGAUACUGCUGAAUUAGAUGCUGCACUGGCACAGAAUGAAGCUUUACAGUCGGAAAUAUCUCAAUUAACAAGUCGAGUUGAUGAACUUCAAGAUUCGGUCGAACUCAGAGAGGACAAAAUAAAAAAUCUGAAAAUGAACGUUGAAGAUCAAAGGGCUGAAACAGAAAAGGAAAAAGAAACUUCUCGCAAACUUGCUAAGAAAUUAGAAGAUCUCAAGAAAGAACUCGAGAAGAAUCAAAACGAAUGGAAAAAAGACGUCGAUAAAAUGAAAAACUCGAUGCAAGAAAAUAUGGCCGAUGAAAUGAAGAAACUGAUGGAUGCUCAAAAAGCAAUGCUCGCGGACCAAGAAAAAAUAGAAAAACAAGCUGAAAUGGAGAAGCAAAGACUUCUGGAAGAAGAAAGAAAGAAAUAUGAAAGGAUGUUGGCGAAGGAAAGAGAAGCCGUUGAGAAACAUAAACGUGAAGUUCAAGAAACCAAAUCAGUCGAGCUGAUUCUUCAACAACAACAAAGUGAAGUCUCUGUUCUAAAAUCUCGGUUACAGCGGACUCAAAAACAAUGGGAGAAAAAGUUCUCAGUUUUGCGAUCGAGUCUCCAUGCUUUGAAAGAUGAAAGCUACAUUCGUCAGCAACUACAGAAACAAUCCGCUUCUUUAAAAUAUGCUUCGAUAAGUUACGGAACUGACAAUAUGGUCGCGCCUCACCAGUCAGCUGUCCCGCCCCCUGCUGCAGGGCCAUUGAACCCUAAUAAACCUCUGCCUGCAAUACGAGGUGGCUCAGGCAAGAGGCCUCCACUUCCAACAAAUACCUUACCAAGCGGACCAGGAACAGAAAUCUUCACUACAGGAGCAGUAGACUCAGGAGAUGAGCAAGAAAUAGCUGAAUACACUGACGGUUUCGUUCCGUUACCAAGCCCUCCCCAUUGGCAGAGACAUCAGUUUGGAGAAUACAUGCCCAGUAUACAACAACCUGUGAACUUCUCAUAACUUUUUUUUUUAAUUUUACAAUUUUUUUCCAUUUUCCCACCUUGACUAGUAGUUAUCUAAGUUUAAAAAUCCAUGGUCCCUUUUCAAAGUCUUCCCAACAAAACUAAUUUUGUUUAACAGGUUUUCUUCAUUUAUUUUAGUGAAGUAAAAUAUAAAGUGCAUUACGAUCAAAGAAUGAAAAUUUUGACAGUUGAUUACUUUUUAUCAAUUUGGUCCUCACAAAUAUAAGUUAAGGGCUUUGCUUGUGCCCCCAACAAAAUGUUCUGUUGCCUUCUUAAGGGCCGCGAGCCCGGUUUGAGAGAUCAUUAAACAAAAUAGAGUAGAAACUGGAAUAACUGAUAAUAACUCUCUAACAGUACAGCCCAGUACAGUUUUGCCCCAGUACCUGUACUUAUACAAUAUAGGAAUUAUAUAUAUUUGAAAAUAGCAGUUUUUAUGCUUCGACAUUGGCAAUAAUUUGGAGAGGCAAAAUUUUGUUCUCCACCAAAAAAACAAAUUGUAUUAGGGUGUCACAUUUUUAUACUAUGACAUCACAUUUAAUUUGUUCAUUUUGUUCUUAGUACUGGAUACACCCUCAUUUAGAUCCCAAAUUCUCCAUUUACGACCACUUAAUUUAUCCAGAAUCGAUUCAGGGCAAUACAUGACAUGGGCUGGGUUCACUCACUCAUGUAUAAUAUUUCAUGAGAUUAAGACCAACGAAGAAUGAAUACCUUUAUUUGUUUGUUCGUCUAGUUAUGAUAAAAAAUAUAUUGACAAUUACUAGUAUUAGAAACGGGAUGCAUACACAAGAACGCAUUGUUUCUAAAUAUAGCAGGCUUAGUCCGAUGCAAGAACUAGAUUCGUAUUUUAUAUCAAUUCCACUUCUCUCUCAAACGGAAUGGUCAUUGCUGACGCAAAUUGACGCCAUUGGUCCCAGUUCUGCUACAUCUUGAGGUCCGCUAUGUUCUUUACAUUGUCUGACAUCCUUGUUUUGGGUGGUUCAUGUGCCAGGCGUGGUGCUAAAGAGCAGAUCUUUUGUCAGACCGAUCGUUCUUGCAAUGUGUCCCAAUGUGCAUUCUACUUCAAAUGCUAUAAUUUUGACUCUCUACUUCAACUGGUGUCGCCAAAGUGCUAGUUAGAACUAUUCUACUCAUUAUUGUAACACGUGAACUAUUCCACAUAGAUUAAUUUUACAAAAGUCUUCCUCACUUAGUGCGAAUAUGUAUUUUACUGUGAUAUUGCUUCUUCAAUCGGUUCCUACUAAUUUUACCUUAUUCCCUGUGAAAUUACAUUUUCAAUAGCUAUAAUUUUUAUACAUUUUGAGAAUGAAAUAUAUUUUUUAUUUAGUCUUCCGAAAUUCAAUUCUAUAUUUCUAACAAAUUCAGAUAUAUGUACUUUCAUACGAGUAACUUUAUGAAAAAUAAAAUUCAUGACCAAACGCAA
Molecule: messenger RNA, 3126 nt
Organism: Styela clava
Lineage: Eukaryota; Metazoa; Chordata; Ascidiacea; Stolidobranchia; Styelidae
Source: RefSeq, a predicted model, not a curated record